UUGAAUAACGAAGUGUUUUCUACAUUUACACAUAGACAGACUGUAACUCAUAAAGCGCCGUUCCCCCCCCACCUUUCUCUCUACUUGCUUUCUCUCUAUCUCGCAAACACCCAAUCACAAUUCUCAUUAUUCUAUCCUUCCUCCUUCUCUCUCUCUCUCAUUCCACAAAUCGCUCUCAGUUCCGUUUGUUUCCCACUUUUUUUUGGGGGGGGGGGAUUUGUUCUUUUUUUUCUUUCAAAGUUCAGUGCUUUUCUCUCUCUCUCUCUCUCAUUCUCUCUCCGUCAUUUUCUCUUUUCCUUCUCUUACCCAUACAUGAGUCUAGUGGAGCGGACAACUGGAACUUCUAUAGCUAAAGCAAAUUAUGUAUACGUUCUCCCUCACCAGCGCACUCAUCUAUGGACGCAAACACACACGCAGGAACGUACGUAUAUAUAUAUAUAGAUCUAUACCAAAAUACAAACUUAUAUUUACAUAAAUACUUACACACGCACGCACGCGCACACACACACACACACACACACACACACACACACACACACAUACGUAUGUAUGUAUAUAUAUGUGUGUACCGAUAUAAUUAUGUAUACAUGCCAAUGGAUGUUUACUAACAUGAAUUUCUUUUAAACUUACAAGCAAAGGAAAUUUAAGAUAUAUAUAUAUAUGUAUGUAUAAAUAUUGUGUACUUUUGUGAUAUUCAGGAUGGGAUCUGUUCAGCUCUAUAACUUUCCCUUUCUACCACGUUCUGAAAUCGUGUAUACACAUGCAUCUACUUACCAUUUUAUAAGUACAUAUAAUUUACGCACGUGCAAAUCUCCCAGCUGUGUUCUCACAUACACAUAGACACGCAUGCAUUUAUACACACAUAGACACGCAUGCAUUUAUACACACAUAGACACGCAUGCAUUUAUACACACAUGCUAGGCACACACACACUCGCUGAUAAAUCUUCACACACUUACACAGGGAGUUUUAAUAUCUCUCUAUCUCUCUAUCUCUCUAUCUCUCUAUCUCUCUAUCUAUCUCUCUAUCUCUCUAUCUCUCUAUCUCUCUAUCUCUCUAUCUCUCUCUCUAUCUCUCUAUCUCUCUAUCUCUCUAUCUAUCUAUCUAUCUAUCUAUCUAUUAAAAUCCAACCACCGCUUAAAUGUACAUAAGUAUACGCAUAAAAACGCAGAAAGUUGAACGCACGGAUACACUUAUUGUACAUACACGGAAAGUAUUUUGUUAAACAAACUUUUCUCUUCUGCACAAACAUACAUUAUACAUACAUGAACAUGUUACAGGUGUAUAGAUUUAUCUCCAUGACGUACUCCUCCACAUACAAAUAGACGAGUCUAUGCAUAAAACAUGUACAUGACAACAUUUCAGUUGUAUCUUCUUACCGUUCCACGUUCUGCUGAUGUAAAGUCACUUGCGCGCACACACACAUACAUUCAGGCGAGAACACGGUCAGACACAUAGACGUGCGCACAAGGCAGCACGUGUUUGGCAUCGGCGCAUGCGAAGUUACACCUCACCCGAAAAGUCAGUGUUAUAAACCAGACGACGACGACGACGACAACAACAACAACAUCGGCAGCAGCAGCAGUAACAUCAACAAUGUUGUACCAUUAAAAUUACCUAUUUUCAUAACAAAUCGAGGCAGUAGUUAAUGAUAGUGGUCGGUGUUGUUAGUUUUAUUACCUGAACAAAGAAUCGAGUUAAAAGAAAAUAAAAAAAAAGUGUUAACUUUGACUGCGUCAAGCACAAAGCAUUGUUUCAGUCCACCUGCUCGGUGGGUCCGGGUGAAAGUAAAACGAUUUCUACCGAUCAUACGAGCGUGGUAGAACUGUAACCAUGAUAAUAAUAGUAACAACAACAACAACAACAACAAAACAACAGUAUCAGAAACAGCAACAGCAACAACAACAACAACAGCCGUACACGUAUCUUCCACCCAGCAGCAUGGCACAAACUGUUCCAGCAUCCUGCUGACCUCGAUUCGGCUCCACAUGCUAACUGGCCCAGUCGAUCAUCCAUAUCAAUGAAUCAGACGACGGGACGGAUUUUACCGGCAAUGACAUCUGCUACCUUAAACAGCGAAGCUGAUAUCUCGGCCAGUGCACUUCUACGGCCUUUCUUGGAUAGCGACUGUGAUAAUGAUUGCUACUCGAACAAUUUCUCCUUCAUGGUGAACGACUCUUAUGAGUACAACAAUGGAGACAACAUGCUGAAGGAUAAUCUAUCUAAAGCUGUCAAUGGACACGAGUUGACCAACGAGUCGAAAAUCGGCCUGAUAUUUCUUUAUUCUACAACAACGAUUUUGGCCAUAACGGGAAAUAUUAUUGUAAUAUUAGUGUUCACAGUUGGGAAAUGGUCACGCACUGACCUCCGUCCAUUUCUGAUUAAUCUGGCUAUUGCUGAUCUUGUCAUGGCUAUCUUUUGUAUGCCGUUCACUUUUACAUAUGUACUUCUAGAAACGUGGAUUUUCUCAAAGCCCGUAUGUCCGAUGGUCUUAUUUGUACAAAUGGUCGCCGUGACAGCCAGUGUCUCGACAAACAUGGCCAUAGGAAUCGACAGAUUUUUAGCUGUGGCUUUUCCGUUAAGAUCACGGUUAACAUCAGCAAGGUCGAAAUGUAUCAUCCUUCCUAUCUGGAUUGCAUCUGUAAUGCUUGCGUCUGUUAAUCUCUUUGUGGGUCGAGCCUUUGACUUAAAAGUGCCGCCGAAAGGUGGUGGACUACCAAAUUUAACUAUCACAAAGUGUGAAGAGGUGUGGCCCAACGCUACACCAAGAAGAGUCUUCACAUUAUUUGUUUUGACAAUUACAUAUUUGUUACCAAUGUUGAUUCUUGGAGUUACCUACAGUAUUAUCGGAGUUAUCCUCUGGCGAAGAACGGCGCCGGGAAAUGCCGAUCGAGUGCGGGAUUCCCAGCAACUUCGAUCGAAAAGAAAGGUUAUUAAGACGUUAGUCAUCGUGGUAACCAUAUUCGUUUUGUGCUGGCUUCCAUUACACGUCUUUUUCUUAAUUCUUGACUUCCAACCAGCACUGGCUAAUAUGUCUAACCAAACAUUGACCAGCAUAUAUUUGGGAGUUCACUGGCUUGCGAUGUCAAACAGCUUUGCCAAUCCGAUUAUAUAUGGAUUCACAAAUGAAAGUUUUCGGGCUGACUUAGUUAACCUGUGCGUGAAAAUAUUUCCAUGCUGCAUUUGCUUAAAGAGGCUAAUGAGACGAAGAAUAAGCAUGUCCACCUAUGAUACGGGUGUCUUCCGCCGGCAAAGUGCCAUUCACUACAAGGCAAGGACGCGUACAGCUUUCACUAAUACGACACCGAACGGAAAUAUGCGAUCGGCGUUUCAGCCACACAAGUUCCACGCCAUCGAUAUGAGAAUGGAGCAAAUAGAAUAAAAUUGAAAGCACGAACUUAUCAAAGGAAAUUAUCACUGUACGCAUAGAUACAUAUAUAUGCACACAUAUAUGUAUUCAUAAAUACACACACACACACACACAUUUAUACUUACAUAUACAUAUAUAUGCAUAUACAUACAUGACUUUGUACGCUUUUAUGUGUGUGUGUGAGUGUGUGUGUGUGAGAGUGAGGGAGUGCAUAUUAUGUUUGUUAGGUUUAUGGUUUUGUGAUGUGUGCAUAUAACUGUAGUUGGGAGUUCCGUUAGAACCGGAGCGAACCGGUAUUAAUGAAAGAUUUUCAAUGCGUCGAGUGGAAGGUAUGCUCAUUUAUUAUGAUAAUAGUGACUCUUAGAGAAUUGCAACAGGAAAGUCCCAUGUGUGUGUGUGUGUGUGUAUGUGUGUGAAGUAUGUAUACACAUUUAUUUUUACCCAUUUAUGUAUAUAUAUCCAUGCAAUUAACGAUUCAUGAAAAGUAUACACGUAAAAACACAUCUAUUAGGGCAUGCAACUGAAAUUUGCUCCUUACAGCUCUUUCUAUGUAUGAGUGUUUGAAUGUGUGAAGGUUUAUUUAGCACUGUCUUCAGGACACUUUUGUGAGUCUUAAUGGCUCGUAUCACUGUCCGAGACAGUUUGGGAGUCAUAACAGUCGAUUCUCUCUCUAAUUUCAUGGCGAUAAGUAGAUAGGAAAGAAUACAUUGACAGUCUAUAAUGGAGAUAGUAUUUCCAGUAUUUUUUCUCGAUAACUAAUUCAAUUUGAGUACAUAGUCAAAAUCUGAUCUCUCAUUUUGACAUAAAUCUUUCCAUUUCUUUGCGCAGUUCUUCGUUUUGCGGGUCAUUAGGCCAUAUAAAAUGGUAAAUAAAGAUUUUACAUAAAUCUAUAUCUAUAUCUACAUCUCUCGCUCCUUCUCCCUCUCACUCUCCAUAUAUGUAUGUGUGUGUGUAAGUGUAUAUAUAUAUGUAUACAAGUGCAUAUAUAUGUAUAUAUAUAUAUAUAUAUAUAUAUAUAUAUUGCAUGUAUGUAAGUGUUUAUGUAUAUAUAUACUUGUGUGUGUGUGUGUAUACAUACAAUCAUAAAUGCAUACAUACAUAUCUCUAUUGGCAAGAAGCCUUGAAAUGAAACUGAAUAAUGACAUACAUAAACAUAUUCUAUAGCCUCCCCCUAUCUUUUGUUACAUCCUCAAAAUAGUGACCAGUGUCAUCUCCACACACCAUUCUAGUCCUAUUUGUGCGCUUGGGUGUUUUAUCAUAUUUCUGUCCCUCUUUCCUCUGUCUAUUAACGCUACGUCAAUAAAAUUAACUGCUCAAAUUUCACCGAUCUUCUGCACUUGACUUCCCAAUACACUUAUCAUUCAGAAGUUACCUAGACAUCACUAGACUCAUACUAAGUCUAUAUGCAUACUCAUGGAGCACAUCAUACUCUGAUAGGGAUAUAGUAAUGUAGUCCCUUCAAACAGCUUGGCAACAAAUUCAACACACGCAUAUCAGAAUGUGACCCACUGCUUAUGAACGUCACGAAGUUAGAAACUUCGGAGCCAUUACAAAAGCUGUUUCAUAAUAUGUACUUCGUGCUGGUGCCAAGAUACAUCGUCGAAGUUGCAUCUGAAAGAGUUCCUCUCCUUUUCAAGUCCACAAAAUAUUGCAAUCCUGAUCGGGUGUUUAUUCAGUACAAUUCCAAUAAGAAAUCCUCAUUAGAAUAAUUUCACACAGCGCCAUGGAGAGAUUAGGCAGAAGCGAACUUUACGUUAAUAAAACUAUGUUUCUGAGAUAUUUUAACUUUUAAAAGGAAAAUUCACUGCAGUUACACUGAAGAA
Octopus bimaculoides (California two-spot octopus) is the source of this 5193-nucleotide messenger RNA. Its product is annotated as substance-K receptor. NCBI's taxonomy places the organism in Eukaryota, Metazoa, Mollusca, Cephalopoda, Octopoda, Octopodidae. Gene Ontology annotation, cellular component: plasma membrane. Gene Ontology annotation, biological process: G protein-coupled receptor signaling pathway. The record is from RefSeq and is a predicted model, not a curated record. Gene Ontology annotation, molecular function: neuropeptide Y receptor activity.